Messenger RNA from Plenodomus lingam JN3, 1947 nucleotides. RefSeq lists its product as uncharacterized. Gene Ontology annotation, molecular function: pyridoxal phosphate binding; L-2-aminoadipate:2-oxoglutarate transaminase activity; aromatic-amino-acid:2-oxoglutarate transaminase activity. Gene Ontology annotation, biological process: aromatic amino acid catabolic process; L-tyrosine biosynthetic process. The record is from RefSeq and is a predicted model, not a curated record. NCBI's taxonomy places the organism in Eukaryota, Fungi, Ascomycota, Dothideomycetes, Pleosporales, Leptosphaeriaceae.
AUGUACCACGGUCGUACUCGGCUCUGGUGUCCACUGUAUUCCGCCUUCUUGCCCGAGGUUGGGAAUGACCUCUCGAAAAAGCUCCGAUUGGACAGCGAUUACGUACAUCUACACAUGGACCUUGGCGAUAUACAACAUUCUCCCUUCAUCACUACCUUGUAUCCAAGAUCAACGAGAAUCAUUAGACACAUCGCCAAGCCAACGUACACCUCAGGACUACCAAAAGACAACAGAACCUUUACAUUUCUGGGUUGGCGAUCAAAUAACGAGAUAGAAAGUUUGGAGCUAAAGACCUGCAACAUGGCGCCACCAUCUGCUAUUGAGGUUUCUGCUGUAACGGAUACGUCUGGUGUGACUCUAGCGGAUCCUUCGAGUGCACCUAUUCAGAGCAGUGAGAUUCUGGGUAAGAGGAGGAAGACCAACAAAUCACAAUGGGUAGUUGCAGCACCAUCGGACACGUCCACCUUCAGACUGAGAUCAUACGAUGAUAAACCACUGGCGAAACGAUGGAGCCACAUCAUGAGCGAUGAAUCACUCAUUCGAAAGGGUAAUUCCCUCAAAGAAGCAGCAAAGUUCCUAGGUACCCCGGGCAUCAUCUCUCUAGGCGGUGGCCUGCCCUCUAGCGAAUACUUUCCUUUUGAAGAAGUUUCCGUCAAAGUUCCUCAGGUUGGCAAAUUCUCCGAGGCUGAAACCAAGGAAUCAGGUGUUGUCAUCACAGCAGGGAAACAUGACCUUGCAGAGGGCAAGUCCAACUUUGACAUUGCCACAGCCUUCAACUAUGGCCAGGGCGCCGGCUCAGCUCAACUCCUCCGCUGGGUGACAGAGCACACAGAAUUGGUGCACUCGCCUCCAUACCAAGACUGGCGCUGCACGAUGACGAUUGGAAGUACCUCUGCCACAGACAUGGCUCUCCGCAUGUUUACCAAGCCUGGAGAUAUCAUUCUCUCGGAGGAAUACACAUUCUCCGCCUUUGUGGAAACCGCACGGCCCAUGGGCGUCCGUGUAUGUGGUAUCCCCGUUGACAGCGAGGGCCUGAUUCCAGGGGAUAUGGACCACAUACUCACCAACUGGGACUUGGUAGCUAGAGGGGCCAAGAAACCACACCUCCUAUACACGGUGCCUACAGGCCAGAAUCCAACUGGUGCCACGCAGAGUGCGGAGCGGAGAAGAGCACUGUACCGAGUCUGCCAAAAGCAUGACAUUUUCAUCUUGGAAGAUGAGCCCUAUUACUUUCUCCAAAUGCAACCCUACACCGGUCCAAACGCCCCGGACGUCCCGCCUCCAUCCUCGCACGCCGAAUUCCUCAGCAGCCUCGUACCCAGCUAUCUAUCCAUGGACACGGAUGGACGCGUCGCCCGCUUCGACUCCUUCUCCAAAGUUAUAUCCCCCGGCUCGCGCGUGGGCUGGCUCACGGCCUCUGCCGAAGUUGUGGACCGCUACUCCAAGCACGCAGACUGCUCCACGCAAAACCCCUCUGGCAUGUCCCAACUCAUUCUCUUCAAGCUGCUCGACGAACACUGGGGCCACACCGGCUACAUAGACUGGCUCAUCCACAUGCGCAUGGAAUACACGCGCCGCCGCGACAUCAUUCUCGCCGCCUGCGCCCGCUACCUGCCCACGGAGAUUAUGAGCUGGAAACCCCCCAUGGCCGGCAUGUUUCACUGGAUGCAGGUGGAUUUCAGCAAGCACCCGGACUACCCGGCCAAGAGCAUCGAGGUCAUCGAGGAGAGCAUCUUUAUGCGUGUCAUUCAGCACGGCACGCUGGUGAUGCGCGGCAGUUGGUUUUAUGCGAAUAGUGAAGAGGAGCACGAUACCUUGUUUUUCAGGGCGACGUAUGCGGCUGCGCCGGGCGAGAAGAUUGAAGAGGGCAUUAGGAGGUUGGGCGAGGCGGUGAGGGAGGAGUUUGGGCUGGGCAAGUAUGUGAGGGGGGUGAGUAAUGGUCAGUGA